AUGGAGAGCAAGAACAGCACUGUGGUGACAGAAUUCAUCCUUCUUGGUCUGACUCAGUCUCAGGAUGCUCAAUUACUGGUCUUCGUGCUUGUCUUAAUCUUCUACCUCAUCAUUCUUCCUGGAAAUUUCCUCAUCAUUCUCACCAUAAGAACAGAUCCUGGCCUUACGGCACCCCUCUACUUCUUUCUGGGAAAUCUGGCCUUCCUGGAUGCAUCCUACUCCUUUAUUGUAGCUCCGAGGAUGUUGGUGGACUUCCUUUCUGAGAAGAAGGUGAUCUCCUAUAGAGGCUGCAUCACCCAGCUCUUCUUUUUGCACUUCCUUGGUGCUGGGGAGAUGUUCCUUCUUGUGGUAAUGGCUUUUGACCGCUACAUCGCCAUAUGCCGGCCUUUACAUUACUCAACUGUCAUGAAACCUAGAGUUUGUUAUGCAUUGUUAUUCACUCUCUGGCUUGGAGGCUUUGCCCAUUCCAUUGUUCAAGUGGCCCUUAUCCUAAAUUUACCCUUUUGUGGCCCAAAUCAAUUGGAUAAUUUCUUCUGUGAUGUCCCACAGGUCAUCAAGCUGGCCUGCACAGACACCUUUGUAGUGGAGCUCUUGAUGGUCUCCAACAGUGGCAUGCUCACCCUCCUGUGUUUCCUGGGCCUUUUGGCUUCCUAUGCAGUCAUCCUCUGUCGUGUAAAGGGACACUCUUCUGAAGGGAAGAACAAGGCUGUGUCCACGUGCACCACGCACAUUAUCAUCGUGUUUCUCAUGUUUGGACCUGCUAUUUUUAUCUACACUCGUCCCUUCAGGGCUUUCCCAGCUGACAAAGUUGUUUCUCUUUUCCACACAGUAAUUUUUCCUUUGAUGAACCCUGUGAUUUAUACCCUUCGCAAUCAGGAGGUAAAAUCUUCUAUGAGAAGGUUAUUGAGUAGGUACAUCAUUUGCUAA
Messenger RNA from Elephantulus edwardii (Cape elephant shrew), 927 nucleotides. Its product is annotated as olfactory receptor 4N5-like. Gene Ontology annotation, biological process: G protein-coupled receptor signaling pathway. Gene Ontology annotation, molecular function: olfactory receptor activity; G protein-coupled receptor activity. Lineage: Eukaryota; Metazoa; Chordata; Mammalia; Macroscelidea; Macroscelididae. Gene Ontology annotation, cellular component: membrane. The transcript has a single exon. Bases 1 to 927 code for a protein of 308 amino acids. The record is from RefSeq and is a predicted model, not a curated record.